Messenger RNA from Phaethon lepturus (White-tailed tropicbird), 646 nucleotides. Its product is annotated as cystine/glutamate transporter-like. Gene Ontology annotation, molecular function: L-amino acid transmembrane transporter activity. The record is from RefSeq and is a predicted model, not a curated record. Gene Ontology annotation, cellular component: membrane. Lineage: Eukaryota; Metazoa; Chordata; Aves; Phaethontiformes; Phaethontidae. Gene Ontology annotation, biological process: amino acid transmembrane transport. The annotation marks the transcript as partial. The transcript is spliced from 4 exons.
AUGGUCAGGAAAGCUGCUGUGACCGCCGUCUCUAACAGCAGCUACUCGCAGGGGCAAGCGAAUGGCAGGUUGCCCUCUGUGGACGGCGGACAGCCAGCCCCGGAGGGGAAAGUUGUGCUGAAGAAGAAAGUGACACUUUUGAGGGGGAUAUCCAUCAUAAUCGGCACUAUCAUUGGAGCGGGCAUCUUCAUCUCUCCCAAAGGCAUCCUGAAGAACACGGGCAGCGUGGGCAUGUCCUUGACCGUCUGGACAGCGUGUGGUAUCCUCUCGCUCUUCGGUGCCCUCUGCUAUGCUGAACUAGGAACAUGCAUUAAGAAAUCCGGUGGUCACUACACCUAUAUCCUGGAAGCUUUUGGCCCAUUACCUGCUUUUGUGAGAGUCUGGGUCGAACUACUCAUCAUUCGCCCUGCUGCCACAGCAGUGAUAUCGUUGGCGUUUGGACGUUACAUUUUGGAACCUUUCUUUAUGCAGUGUGAAAUCCCAGAACUUGCGAUUAAACUUAUCACAGCUGUUGGCAUCACGCUGGUGAUGGUCCUGAAUAGCACAAGUGUCAGCUGGAGUGCCCGCAUUCAGAUUUUCCUUACCUUUUGCAAGCUUGUAGCAAUUCUGAUAAUUAUAGUCCCUGGAGUUAUCCAGCUAAUUAAAG